AUGAUACCUAAUCCAAGAAGCCUAACGAAAAUAUGGUUCAGCCACCGAAUAUCAAACCUUGUACAAACUAGGUUCAAAACCAUUGUUAAAAAACCAACUACUAAUUUCAAUACAAUUAUAAUAGAAGAACAUCCUAAGAAAACAACCAUUUUAGACGAAAGAAGAAUUUCAAAGUUAGUUAAUCGAUUAAAAAAUGAGAAAUAUGAUAUUAAUGGUGAGUUUCGUGCAAUAUUAGUAACAUCUGAGGGUAAAAUCUUACAAAUUAAAUCAUUUGAUAGCGAAACAUUAGAAGAUACUAAAGCUGUACCGACAAAGGUAAAAACUGUACAAGAAGAACUACCAAAACCUGAAGAAGAGAUAAACCACAUACAAUCAAAACCUGAAACUUUAAAACCCAAAACCGGCAUAGAUCCGCAAAAUAUAUUUGUUCGUACUAAAUCCGGUAAACUCAACAAGUCCCUAAGAUAUCAAAGACGACUUUAUGAAAUCCCCAAUACAGCAUAUGUUAAAAAACAAGAAAUUGAGUCUCAAAUUUCAAAUUCAAACCACAAGGGUUUUAAGUUUUUGAAUUAUGAUAAAUUAAUAAAAGUUGGCGCUGGAAAUUAUGAAUUUACCAAUAACAAAAAUGCAAUAGAAGUAAAACUCAGAAUUCAAAAAUCAGUUUCCACAACCAAGAUUCCACCAAUAAAAUUAACUCGUCCCGAGACUUUAAAUUUUGAAAAUUCAACAAACAUGUUAGCAUUAGAACAAAUUGGUAAACUGUUAAUUGAUGAAUUUUUUUUGAAAUGGAAUUUUACCCAAUAUUAUAAAUUCAUUGUUACAAUAUGGAAAUUUGAUCAAUUCGUCAAGAGAAGUUUAAAAUUCAUAAAAAUUGAAAACAAAGAAAUGUUUCAAAUAUUUGGAUUACAUCCUGAUAAAAUUUUCAUUGCAUUAUGCUAUUUAGAAGAUCAAGAUUAUUAUAAAGUUAUUGAAAAUAUUACAUCGAAAUUUAGAGAAACUUUUAAUCCACCUAUAAAACCAAUUUACAAUUCUCAAAUUUUAAAUGAAAAAUAUCUUAAUACACUAGACAGAUAUUUACAAGAACAACACAUACCAAUAAAAUCUCAUAUUUUUUCACAAGUUUUCCAACCUCAAUUAUUACCAACUUUUGAAAUCAAAUUACCAAGUAUUCCAAAAUUAAAAAAUCAGUGUUUUUAUAAAUAUUUUCAAUUAGCUUUAGUUGCUCCAUAUUCUGAAACCACUAUUACUUAUAAAGAUUUGCAUUUUUUAACUCAAAAUUUGGAUUCUAUGGGAGAUGUAAUUUUAAAAAGAUACACAGCUGAAUUUAUGAUCCAUCACUCCAAGAUCAAUCCAAAUUUUAGAUGGACAAUGGAAGAUAUCCAUUUUUUAAAUUCAAAUAUUUUAUUUAAUAGAUUAUCAUUAGCAUAUAAAUUGCAUCAAGGAUUGGAUAAUGAAAAACAUGAAAGAAUAAUGACAAAUAGAAUAACCACCACAAAUUUAAAUAUAGCAAAUGAAUACCUUGGUGACAUUUUUGAAAGAAUCGUUGGAAUUUUAUAUUUAGAUGAUUAUGAAAAUUGUCGACAAUGGAUUUUUAAAGUUUUAAAUACUAUUCUUCAAAAUUUGAUUGUGAGCCAAGAUGGUAUUGAAUUUAUUGAUAAAGAAAAAUAUGUUAAAUUAUAUCAAUAUCAUUUGAAGAAUUAUACAAUGUAUUAA
Lodderomyces jiufengensis is the source of this 1713-nucleotide messenger RNA. RefSeq lists its product as uncharacterized. Gene Ontology annotation, biological process: RNA processing. Lineage: Eukaryota; Fungi; Ascomycota; Pichiomycetes; Serinales; Debaryomycetaceae. The record is from RefSeq and is a predicted model, not a curated record. The transcript has a single exon. Gene Ontology annotation, molecular function: ribonuclease III activity. The coding region runs from base 1 to 1713 and encodes 570 amino acids.